GUAUAAAUACGCUCGGCUCUGAACGACGACUAUCCCUCCAUUUCUGCAGAGACAGAUUCCGGUUGAACAUUCACGACCAUCCAACUUGUUUUGGAAAGAUGAGCAGAAACUACAUGUCAAAGAACGAUGAACUACGUAAGGGAGACUAUCUCAUGUCCAACAACGGACAAUGGAAGGCAGUUUUCCAAGAUGAUGGAAAUUUCGUCAUCUAUGGCUGGAAACCGAUCUGGGCCUCUGACACCUGUGGAUCUGAUGUGACCCGCCUGAUCAUGCAGGCCGAUUGCAACCUGGUCAUGUACAAUCAGUGUAACCAGCCUAAAUGGGCCACCGGCUCAUAUAAACAAGGUGACAAUGUUUGCCGUCUUCAUCUGUCCGAUGAGGGCAUACUGCAUUUGCACCACGAUAGCCAAGAAUUGUGGAACUCCACCAAAUCCAAAGGCAAGAAAUAAUGCAACAUUGAAUGUGAUCUUAGGGUCAGUCACCAAUGCUUAAAACUGUUUGCUUUUCGUUUGAACGCAACAUAACAUUGGUUUAAAAGCUGAAAUAAAAACUCUUUUAAAAGUUAAAA
Molecule: messenger RNA, 568 nt
Organism: Poecilia latipinna (sailfin molly)
Lineage: Eukaryota; Metazoa; Chordata; Actinopteri; Cyprinodontiformes; Poeciliidae
Product: mannose-specific lectin-like
Exons: 3
Coding region: 99-449 (116 amino acids)
Source: RefSeq, a predicted model, not a curated record